AUGAGCGCCUCCAGCUCGCAACAAGCCCAGCUGCAAGAGCAGAUCUCCCUCAUCCAAACCCAAGAAUCCUCCCUCGUCCUAUCCGAACUCCACAACGACACCGCCUUCACGCUCGGCACUCUCAUCCGCACCAACUUCCUCUCCCGCUUCGAUGCGCAAACCGACGGCAUCGUCAUCCACAUCUCCCUGUUUUCCGGUCACACGCUCUUCUCGUGCGCUGUGGGCAACCCAUCCAAAGUCGCUGCUGACAACUGGGACUGGGUACGACGCAAAAGCAACACGGUCAAACGAUUCGGUCUAUCGAGCUUCCUCGUCGGUCGUCAGAGACUAGCCAAGGGGAAAGAGCUGGACGGUUUGGGGGCCGAUUACGCUGCUCACGGUGGAGGUUUUCCCAUCCGCAUCAAGGGUUGCACUGCCGGUCCAGUAGGCGCCAUCGUCGUAUCCGGGCUGAAGCAGGAGGACGACCAUCAGCUGAUCGUAGCCGCUCUUCACCAACUCAUCGCCCAAAAGUAG
Molecule: messenger RNA, 513 nt
Organism: Pseudozyma hubeiensis SY62
Lineage: Eukaryota; Fungi; Basidiomycota; Ustilaginomycetes; Ustilaginales; Ustilaginaceae
Exons: 1
Coding region: 1-513 (170 amino acids)
Biological process (GO): post-translational protein targeting to endoplasmic reticulum membrane
Cellular component (GO): TRC complex
Source: RefSeq, a predicted model, not a curated record